AACGACCUCCGAACGCGCCGGGCCGGGCCCCAACGUGUCCGCCAUGGCUGCGCCAUGCGCCAGGCGGUGCGAUGUGCCGACGUUGCACUGGGAAGGCGCAGGCACAGCAGCGCGGGACUGCAGAGCGCCUUGCGGCAGGCGGAGAAGCGGCGCCGCGUGUGGCUGCGCCAGCAGACUGCGCAGGCCAUCACAUUGGGCCGGCAGGGCCGCUGGGAGGAGAGCCUGGCACUUCUGCAAAGCGACAGCUUCCAGCUGGACGUGAAGCUGGUGACCGCGGUCUGCGGCGCUUUGCAGAGGGCCAUUGCCUGGCAACAGGCCCUGCUGCUGCUCGCUUACGACGACUUCCGCCGCGACGAGCGGCUCCUGGGGGUUGUCUGCGCUGGCUGCGCCAAAGGCUGGGCUUGGCAACAGGCGCUAGAUCUUCUUGACGCGCAGAAGGCGCUGCUGGACCGGAGCCCAAGGUUUAGCUUGGAGUCCCACAAUGCCCUGCUGAGUGCCUGGGACCACUGCCAGCUCUGGCCCUUGGCUCUGCGCCUCCUGGGCGACAUGAAACGCUCCGAAGCCGCGGAACCGGCGCCGGACGUGGUGAGCUUUAGCAGCGUCAUCAGCGCCCUGGCGCGCGCCGCGCAAUGGCCCCAAGCGCUCGGCCUGCUGCACGAGAUGAAACCGAGCCACACCGAGCCCAACGUGAUGUCGCUGGGUGCUGCGGUCAGCGCCUGCGACAAGGGCCACAUGUGGCAAAUGGCAUAUGCCUUGCUGGACCAGAUGCCAGAGCACUGCAACCUGGUGGCCAUCAACGCGGCGCUCUCCGCCGGUGGCCGCGGCAACCGCUGGGAGUUGGCGCUGGGCUUGUUCCAGCUGAUGAGCCGCCGCAGCCUUCAGCCGGACUUGGUGUCCUACACGUCGGCAGUGACCUGUUGCAACCGCAGCCGGGAGUGGGUCAAGGCGCUUCAGCUCCUGAAGCUUUGCCCUGGCACCAACCUGGUGCUGGCCACCGCGGCGCUCAAGGCUUGCCAGCUGGGGGCACUGUGGCAGCAGGCCUUGGAUCGCUUUCAGGAGAUGCAGCACACCAUGCAGCCAGACAUUGCCGCCUUCAACCCUUGUUUCGGAGCCCUGGUGUCAGCUCGCCGCUGGUUGCUUGCGCUGCAGCUGCUGGAGCUACUGCCGGGCCUGAAUCUGCAGCCGGAUGGCGGGACCAAGAGGCUGAUGCUGCAGGCCUUAGCGCAGAGCAAGCGAUGGCAGGGCAGUCUGCAGCUGAUGUCCAACUUCUAGACUGCAAGUGACAGAGAAGUCUCCGCGGAAAGAAGUGGACCAUGCCGCGCUGCCUGGGGAGUCCGCAG
Molecule: messenger RNA, 1340 nt
Organism: Effrenium voratum
Lineage: Eukaryota; Dinophyceae; Suessiales; Symbiodiniaceae
Source: the annotation of a GenBank genome assembly